Molossus molossus (Pallas's mastiff bat) is the source of this 930-nucleotide messenger RNA. RefSeq names its product chromosome unknown C17orf97 homolog (gene LIAT1). Lineage: Eukaryota; Metazoa; Chordata; Mammalia; Chiroptera; Molossidae. The record is from RefSeq and is a predicted model, not a curated record. Gene Ontology annotation, biological process: protein arginylation.
AUGGCUUCAGAGACCGGCCUUGGACCCCAGGCCCUGGAAAGGAGGGCGCAGACUGAAACACGCAUGCGCACACCUAGUCCCCAGGCGGCACCUGGGCGGAAGCUUUCCGAUUGCGCACGCGCGCUGUGUGGCGGUCGCCAAGGAGACGCGUGCCUGGCCAGGCAUUCGGCGCCUGGAACCCCGAGCUCGGCGGCAGCGGGACUUGCGCUGUGCCCCGCGCAGGUGGGGUCCAGCGGGCGGAUGGACGGCCUUGGUGGGGCCGGGGCAUCGAGGUACUGCGAGGAUGACGAGGGGCUAGAGGGCAGCACUGCGGGCACGAAGGGUUCCAGGCUGCCCCCCAUCUCCAGCAGCGCCUCCGAGCCCACCAAACGGAAGGGGAAGAAGAAAAAGAAGAGGAAAAAGACCGAGGGGUCGGGCAAGGGGGAUGAUAAACAUCAGAGUCGAGGCCUGAAGAAUCAGCAGGUGUCUUCCUCUUUUCAUGACGUCUUAAGUCCCAGCAAAGAUCAUGGCCCGAGGCAAGAGCACAGACAGGACAGAGACACAAACAAGCUCACCCCUCCUCUCUCCUCCUCUUUAAGUCUCCCCCACUCUGCCGAAACAGAAGAGAACCUUUCCAGCCAGAUCAACGAGAGCCUGCGUUGGGAAGGAAUCCUCGCCGACCCAGAGGCAGAAAAAGAACGGAUUCGCAUCUAUAAACUGAACCGGAGGAAGCGCUACCGGAUUUUGGCCUUCAAGGGCUUCCACUCCGACCCCUGUGCCGACCCCUGUGCCGAGGAGACACCGGAGAACCUCGCCUACCUCUCAGACAAGGACGGCAGCGCCGGCAGCAGGCAGCCCUCGUUGGAAGCUGGCCGCCCCAGUCCCUACUUCGAAGGCAACCUCACCCCGAAGCUCCCACACUACGAUUUAGCUACUCCUCUGCUGGAGUGA